Molecule: messenger RNA, 3299 nt
Organism: Cottoperca gobio
Lineage: Eukaryota; Metazoa; Chordata; Actinopteri; Perciformes; Bovichtidae
Gene: cyldl
Product: cylindromatosis (turban tumor syndrome), like
Exons: 15
Coding region: 333-2624 (763 amino acids)
Biological process (GO): protein deubiquitination
Molecular function (GO): cysteine-type deubiquitinase activity
Source: RefSeq, a predicted model, not a curated record
UACAAUCCUACUCACCAUUUUAAACGACUUGUUGCUGGCUGUCAACUGAUUUCAAAACAACAGCGUCACUUUGAAAUAUAUAAUACUUCUGACAUUAAUGACUUAUUUCCAAGAAGUACGUUAUUGCCAUUAGGUUGUUUACGUGGUUUACAACAAACAACAUGUCAUUCUUAUCGGAAGAGCGUGAAUAGCUGAUGACGCCGCUGUGAAGUGAAAUGAAAAGGGAAGUGAAAGUUAACGCAGUUGGUUUGGACAUAAACCAAAAACAGCGAAGAUCAAAUAGAAAGCAAGGUUUAAAGUUGCUUGACAAGUGAAGUACCCCGCUCAUCACCAUGACGUCAACAAACUACAUGUACUUCAUUAUAACAAAAAAACCUGAAUACCCGACACACAUCAAUGCUGGCCAAAUAUGCUACAUCAGUAAAUACGAUUUCAAGAUCAAAUCAUCAGUCGGCAGUAAAUCUCGUUCUUGCAGAAAGUUGCCCGUCACCCUGUGCUCAGUUAAAUUGUCAGAGUAUGAAAUAGAGGAGAGUUCUAUGGAAGGGCUGAGUUACGAGGAAGUGGAGCUGCUGCAGGCCCUGUAUGAAGACGAAGAGAGGCUGAAGUGGUUCAGAGAGCGAGAAACUCUUCAAACAGCACUGGGACUCACGAAAGGUACCACUGUGACUGUGAACGAAGGAGGACAGAAGCUUAGAGGCAUCGUUCGCUACAUUGGAGCAAUUGAAGAGUCUCUUCCCUUUCCAGGAAAGUUCUUUGGCAUUGAGCUGCAGGGAGAAGACAGGGGGAAGGGGAAAACGGAUGGCGGAUUCAAAUACACAUCCUUCUUCUCCUGUACGGCCGAUUGUGGCAUUUUUGCUCCAUUCUCCAGAGUCAGGCCUGUGGUUCCCAGCUCCUUGUCAGCCUCCGUGGCCAAGUCCUCCUCACAGUCCGAAACAGUAGAGCUAACCCCGGGGGAUAGAGUCACUUACCUCGUCCAUGAUAAAUAUCGGCAUGGAAUGGUGUUGUUUGUGCUGGAAAAAUCUGUUCGUAUCUCCACGGACACAGAUGAGAAUGGACAGAGAGGGGGCGAAGUUGAAGUUCCACUGUAUUUGGUGGAAAAGGUGGAGGUGCCGACAGAGCGCGAGACCUUGGAUGUCGAUAUACCCCCGGUGGAACCAGGUACUGAUGAUCUGUACUUGGAUCUCAGCGUGAACUCUAUGGUGGAGGUGACCUUGGCUACAGGCAAUUCAUAUGGAUUCAUCCGCUGGAUCGGCAAUCUGCCUGAUCGGCAGGAAAUCAUGGCUGGACUAGAGCUGGAGGAAGACAAUGGAGUGAGUGAUGGUUCCUUCAAAGGAACGCGUUUCUUCAGUUGUCCCGCCAAGAGAGCUCUGUUUGUGAAGCUUCUGUCCUGCCGCCCUGACUCACGAUUUCAGAGCGCAUCAGCCGAUCGCAGCGAGAGGAUGCCAAAAGAGGAAGACACAGAGAGUGAGCACAGUGCAGGGAAGCUGGAGACUGUCCCCCCCAUCAGCACAGAGCGGGUUGAUCAGAUUCUGAUUGGACCAAUGAAAGGGAUCCAAGGCCACUGCAACUCCUGCUACAUGGAUGCUGCCCUCUUCAGCUUGUUUUCCUGCUCCUCCGUGUUGGACUCCAUGCUGUUUAAAUCGACCGAACCUCAAGAUGCCCCGAUCCAGAACACACUGCUCCACGACAUCGUUAAUCCCCUCCGCAGUAAGGGCUUUGUGGAAGGGCGGCACAUCAUGAAGCUCCGGCAGCAGCUGAAGAAACACGGCCACUGUCACUCCUUCACCACAGAUGAGAAGGAUCCGGAGGAGUUUCUCACCGUCAUCAUGCACGACAUUCUUGCGCUGGAUCCUCUGCUCAAACUCUCAGCGGCAGGUAAAGUGCAGGACAGUUACUGCUAUCAGAUCUUCUUGGACCAGAACCACAGCCUGGUGCUGCCCACAGUGCAGCAGCUGCUGGAGCACUCCUUCCACACUGCAGGACUCAAGCUGGCAGAGGUGCCAUCCUGCCUCAUCCUCCAGAUGCCUCGCUUUGGGAAGAAAUUCAAGAUGUUUGAUAAAAUCAUUCCUUCUCUGGAGCUGGACAUCACUGACCUCCUCUCUGAAGGUCCUCAGCAGUGCAUGCUGUGUGGAAACUUGGCCGAGGUCGAGUGCACAGACUGUUUUAAAGAUCCCCUUUUCGGCCACACCGGAUUCAAAAUCUUCUGCAAGAUGUGUUCAAAUCAGGUGCACUCUCAUCCUCAGCGCAGGUCCCAUCAACCAGCUGCUCUGGACAUCCCCGAGGGUUACUUGGCUAGCAGCAUUCCUCAUACUCUGAUCAGAGACAAGCUGGAGCUGUUCGCUGUGCUCUGCAUCGAGACGAGCCACUACGUGUCCUUCAUCAAACACGGACCGAACAGCCAGGACUGGAUCUUCUUUGACAGCAUGGCAGACCGAGAAGGAGAGACAGACGGCUUCAACAUCCCGAAGGUUCACGCCUGCCCUGAGGUAGGCACGUACCUGGAAAUGUCUCCCGCGGAGCUGGCCAAUCAGGUGCCUCGAGACAUGAAAGGUGUGGCCAAACGUCUCUUCUGUGAUGCCUACAUGUACCUGUAUCAGAGCACCAGCAUGUGUCUCUAUCGCUGAGCGGACGCCACCCCAUUGCUUACAUUUUGCACAAAAUGUAAAUCGGGAAAGUAGGAUUGUUGCCUUUUGCUGUUCAUGUAAUCUCCUUUGUGGAUUGGUUUGUUUUUUUCUUUUAUGAAAUGUUUGGAAAUACACACAUGAACAAUUAAAAACGUGUAUAUAUGUCAUUGUCUGGGAAAGUAAUAUCAGGUUUGAAUAAUUUAUAUCGUUUUACUUCUGUAAUAUUGUACGAACAUAAAGAAGAAACUGAAGUUGCUUGCUAAAUUGUUGCACUAUAAAGACAAAAAAUUGACAAUCACUGCCACGUGUUCGGAAAGACAAAUGUUGCACAAUGUAAUAUUGUGAUUUUUUUAAGUUGACGACUUCCUCUUGGUGUUUGACAUGUUUACAAUUUCAGAAAGUUUCAGAGUGGCCUGUUGUAAUGCAGACUAACUACUAUUGUAAAUAGAACGUUAUUCAUUUGCUUAUUAAGUUCACCAUUGUGCCUUAAUGUUUUCUUACUAAUGAGGGUUUAUUAUUAUUAUUUCAGUAGAAUUUGUUCAAACUCUUGAACUUUUGAAUAUAAUGCAAGUGUGCUGGCUAAACUUGUGUUCCUGAAAUGCUGUGCAGUCAUUGCUACUGGUUCUGAUAUACAAUGCAAUGAACACAAUAAAUAAAUACAAGGCAUACAACAUA